Malus domestica (apple) is the source of this 1337-nucleotide messenger RNA. NCBI's taxonomy places the organism in Eukaryota, Viridiplantae, Streptophyta, Magnoliopsida, Rosales, Rosaceae. The record is from RefSeq and is a predicted model, not a curated record.
AUGCUUUCUUUACCAAUUAUGGGUCAGGCCAUUGAUCCAUUAGCACAACUAAUGGAGACUGCAUACAUUGGCAAUUUGGGUUCCGUGGAAUUGGCUUCAGCUGGUAUUUCAAUGAACAUCUUUAAUUAUAUCUCAAAGACAUUUAAUAUCCCUCUCCUCAGUGUUGCUACAUCUUUUGUUGCUGAAGACCUUGCUAAGAGUGAAAGUAAAGACGGCAAUACUAAUGGUAAACCCAAACCUGUUGAUGGAGUCGUUGAGAGAAAGCAGCUAUCUUCAGUGUCUACAGCUUUACAGUUAGCAGUUGGGAUUGGAAUCUUUGAGGCCAUGGCUCUGUCUUUGGGAUCUGGGUUGUUUCUAAAUAUGAUGGGCAUAUCAUCAGACUCACCUAUGCGCAUUCAAGCACAACGAUUUCAUCAACUAAGAGCAUUUGGUGCUCCCGCAGUUGUAGCAUCUUUGGCUCUUCAAGGAGUUUUCCGUGGAUUUAAGGAUACAAAAACUCCAGUACUAUGUCUAGGUAUUGGUAAUUCGUUAGCUGUGUUUUUGUUGCCCCUCCAUAUUUAUUAUUUUCGUUUGGGUGCAACUGGUGCAGCCAUUUCCACUGUUAUAUCUCAAUACACUGUCACCUUUUUAAUGAUCUGGUUUCUAAAUAAGAGAGCUAUACCAUUGCCUCCGAAGGUUGGAUCACUACAAUUUGGUGGAUACCUUAAAUCCGGUGGUUUUCUUCUUGGACGAACUGUUGCUUGUCAUACGACCUUGACAUUGGGAACAUCAAUGGCGGCUCGUCAAGGUCCAGUAGCUAUGGCUGCUCAUAAGAUAUGUAUGUAUCAAGUAUGGUUGGCUGUAUCCCUUCUAACUGAUGCAAUGGCUGCAUCUGGUCAGAUGGUAGUGGGGGCAUUAUCUUCCGCAUUUUUGCUAUAUGCUCCUUCCAUCUUUGGCCUUCAUGGAGUUUGGCUGGGUUUGACUCUCUUCAUGGGCUUGCGCGCAGUCGCAGGCUAUGCCAGAUAUCUGUCAAAAUCAGGCCCGUGGUGGUUCGUGCACAGGGAUUUCCAGACAGCUCAGGUUUUAGAAUGUGCCUAAAACUGCAUGAUCCACUUCUUUUCCCAGCUAGCCACUUGAGAUUGGCAAAAUCAAUUCGAUUGAAUGACAUCAUAGGCCGAGUAUCUCCCACAAGCCGAAGAGAGGUUUCAGCUGCGAAUUGCGCAUUUGUUUCAAUAUUUGUAUUACAUGAUUAUACGUUUUUAUAUUCAUUGAUAAUUUUUAGGUACGAAAAACAGACAUGAAUAUUCCUUAGUAUAUAUUCUUGUAAAUUACAGUUUACCAUACUUUAACCGCAAUCC